Messenger RNA from Diceros bicornis minor, 3888 nucleotides. RefSeq names its product plexin domain containing 1 (gene PLXDC1). The record is from RefSeq and is a predicted model, not a curated record. The transcript has 14 exons. Lineage: Eukaryota; Metazoa; Chordata; Mammalia; Perissodactyla; Rhinocerotidae. The coding region runs from base 151 to 1641 and encodes 496 amino acids.
CUCCCGCCGCCGCGCCCAGCCCCGCGCUCCGCCGCCUCCGCGCCGCCCACCCCUCGGCCACCAGCCCCGGGACUGCGCCACCCGAGCCCGGGCCGCCUCCGUCGCCAGGGCCGGGGCAGCAGCGGGCCGGGGGCGGGUCCGCCACCGACCAUGCGGGGCAAGCUCUGGCUCCUGGUGCUGGUGCUCAGCGGGGCUGCCCGGGCGCUCAGCCCCCAGCCCGGAGCAGGUCAGGAUGCAGACCGAGGCUCUGGAUGGUUCACGCAGGGCUGGAAUCGGAGACCCCGAGAGAGCCCUGGGCAGGUGUCAGAGCCGGACAGGACCCAGCUGAGCCAGGACCUGGGUGGAGGCACCCUGGCCAUUGACACACUGCCCGACAACGGGACCAGGGUGGUGGAGGACAACCACAGCUACUAUGUUUCCCGUCUGUACGGCCCCAGCGAGCCCCGAAGCCGGGAGCUGUGGGUGGACGUGGCCGAGGCCAACCGGAGCCAAGUGAAGGUCCACAGAAUCCUCUCCAACACCCACCGGCAAGCUUCAAGAGUGGUCUUGUCUUUUGAUUUCCCUUUCUACGGGCAUCUUCUGCGGCAGAUCACCAUAGCAACCGGAGGCUUCAUCUUCAUGGGUGAUGUGAUCCAUCGGAUGCUCACAGCUACUCAGUAUGUGGCCCCUCUGAUGGCCAACUUCAACCCUGGCUACUCCGACAACUCCACAGUUGCUUACUUUGACAAUGGGACUGUCUUUGUUGUCCAGUGGGACCACGUCUACCUCCAAGGCUGGGAGGACAGGGGCAGCUUCACCUUCCAGGUGGCUCUGCACCGUGAUGGCCGCAUUGUUUUCGGCUACAAAGAGAUCCCUAUGUCUGUCCGGGAAAUCAGCUCCUCCCAGCACCCCGUCAAAGCAGGCCUGUCAGAUGCCUUCAUGAUCCUCAACCCAUCCCUGGACGUUCCAGAAUCUCGGCGAAGGACCAUCUUCGAAUACCACCGUGUGGAGCUGGACCCCAGCAAGGUCACCAGCAUGUCAGCUGUGGAGUUCACCCCAUUGCCAACCUGCCUGCAGCAUCGGAGCUGUGACGCCUGCGUGUCCUCGGAUCUGACCUUCAACUGCAGCUGGUGCCAUGUCCUCCAGAGAUGCUCCAGUGGCUUUGACCGCUACCGCCAGGAGUGGCUGGCCUACGGCUGUGCCCAGGAGGCAGAGGGCAGGACAUGUGAGGACUUCCAGGAUGAGGACCACUACUCAUCCUCCCCCGACAGCUCCUUCAGUCCCUUUUAUGGAGAUCUCACCACCACCUCCUCCUCCCUCUUCAUCGACAGCCUCACCACAGAAGAUGACACCAAGUUGAAUCCCUAUGCAGGAGAAGAUGGCCUUCAGAACAACCUGUCCCCCAAGACAAAGGGCCCCCCCGUGCACCUGGGCACCAUCGUGGGCAUCGUGCUGGCGGUCCUCCUCGUGGCGGCCAUCAUCCUGGCAGGGAUUUACAUCAAUGGCCACCCCACCUCCAACGCUGCGCUCUUCUUCCUUGAGCGGAGACCUCACCACUGGCCAGCCAUGAAGUUCCGCAACCACCCCAACCACUCCACCUACACAGAGGUCGAGCCCUCAGGCCACGAGAAGGAGGGCUUCGUGGAGGCCGAGCAGUGCUAAGGGCACCAGGUCUCCCCUUGGAAGGGUAGGAAAGAAGACCCAGGGACCCAAAAAAAAAGAUGAGUCAAAGCAAAGCAGAGAAGUGACUUUUCUUGGCCUCCUCCGAACAUACCCUGGCUGGGAAGAUGAGACAAUGGUUUGUGGUGCCAGAGCACCCCAGAUAUUGAAGCAAUGGGCAGAAAAGCAACCCUGUUGAGUUUUUAAGGAACGAUAACCUAAUUUCAUCCUGUUUUGAUGCAAGAGGUCUCCCCUUCUGGGUCUCUCAAUAGUCUACCCUGUAGCUGCCCCAAAGGCCCCUCCCACUGGAGAUGGCCAGAUGCCUGCUCUGGCCACGUAACGCCCCUGCAUACGACACAAGAGAACUAAACUCUAUACUGGGGCGCCGCGUUCCAGCGUCCAUAGAUUCAAGAGCUGGUCCUCACGGCUAUGGAUUCGGUUACUCAGCCCCAGCUUCUGGCUCCGGGAGUCUAAAGAGGGAGUUCGCUCCAUCUGUUAAACACAGGUAUGGUUCUCCCAGCCCUCCGUCAAGCCACUGAAUGGCUGUUGUCAUCAGAGGAAAGCCAAAUGAGAGGAGAGAAAAGAACUUGUGGGGAAACUGCAUCUUUAGGCUUUGCUUCUCAACUUGCCUUAUCUGCUGAGAACCAAUACUUCUGCAUGGAACAUGUGUGCAGCCCGUGUCACGGGCUUCACCCCAGCUCCAGCCCAGCCUCGGCCUGGCCAGCUGUGCUGUGCGCGGCCACACCUACGCUCGGCUCUUUAUUCUGAUGGCAUGUUUGGUGUCCAUUGUAUUCACUGGCCUGUUCUUCCAUCAGUGCCAGUAAGUCCCUCCAAAGGCAGGGCUUGCCUGAUUAACAUUUUUCUCCUCUGAGCUGGAUUUUUAUAGCCAUUAAAGAUGAACAGGGUGAUGAGAGGGCUUCUUGAGACUACCCAGCAGGGAACUUCACUUGGAUUCUGUUGAGAAGCAAAGCCACCGGAACGGUUGGGACAGAGGAAGCUGGCGCAGGAGGGAGGGACUUUCUAAGGAAAACCUUGACCUGGAAAGUUGCUUCCAUCUCCCCAGCUCCGCUGGAUGUUUUUGAGGCAGAGAGUUUAGACUCCCAAACUUAACCUGGUUUUAAGGGAAUUCUGUCCCAGGGAUGAGUCGGGGCUCCUUCUGAAGAGCAUUUAAAAUAAAAAUCGAUAGCUCACCCUCAUUCAAAGUAAAAAAUGUCAGCAGCAAAUAAAUGUUAAAAUCACAGUGUCUACUUAGUCACAUCCUUUUAUGCCUGUCACGGGGACACUGCAAAAGAAAGAAGUUAGUUUAAGUACAAGGCCUCAGGAGGUGGGGGUAGGGAGUCCACGAAUAACCAGACACAUCCAAACACCUGACUGAUGGUUUUCCAGUUGCUUUAUGGUUUAUCCUGAGGACGCUAAUGACAGUCAGAGGAAAACAUGGACCUCGGCUAUAUGUAUGUAUGCUUCAUAAAUCAGACAGGGAGGAGAUGGGAAGGGUCUGAAUUUGAGAAAGAAAAAAGACAAUGCAGCAAAGAGAAUAGGGUCCUUUUCAAGCUUCUGAAGGACAGAAAGGUUUGUAACAGAGCUCUCGUAAUGGGAGAAGUGCAGCCGGGCGCUGAGAUGGUCUGGGCUCCCAGCACCCCUGGCCGGCAGGAGGGUGAUUUUUGCUCUUGCCUGACCAACAAAGCAUCUAUGACCUUUAUGUGUUUAAAAUGGCCAGUGGGGCAGUUCCUGCUGGGGCCAGUGCACAGCCCCAUUGGUCCCACUCCAAACUCCAGCACACUUCCUCCUGAUGGGAGCUCUACCAACCGUUCUGGAUUCCCAGAGGGCAAGAACACCCAGAGUGAAGCAAGGGGCAGGGAUGCGGUGAGGCAUCUGCCAUAACUACUGCGGGUAGAGAAAGAAAGCACUAGGUGUCUUGGGCCCCAGGCAGAGCAAGCCUGGUUGACCCCUGGGAUGACAAUGGUUAGGGCAGUGGAGCUGUCUGGCAGCAGGUAGCCUGGUUUGUUUACAGCAAAAAGAACUAAAGUUGUGUCCCUGAGAGAGCCCUCUGGACAUUAAGAGCCUCUAGAUUUCUUGAGCCAUUACACGCAGCCCAGUGCCCAAGAACCAGAGCCAGCAUCUCACAGAGUUAAAGCUGGUUCCCAGCUAUCCUUAGGAUCUCUCACAAGAUAAACGUUUCUUAGACAGACCCAGGAAUUUUACUCCAAUGUUUAGAGCAGGUUAGAUGGGUAGCUGUAGAGAGGGUCCCGC